CAGCAGCAGCAGUUUGCAGGCAGACAGCCGAGUAGCAGGCGCCGUUUCCCUUUUCUUGCACUCUUCACUCCCCAUCACCUUUCCUCAUUUGUUUCUUCCUAUCCAUCUCUCUCUAUCUCCACAAGAAUUUAAAGCACAAAGAAAAUAUAUCCCCUGAUGGAGAUUGAACCCUGUCUGCCUUUCUUUCUUUGUUUCUUUCAUCACUGCUCUGCUCUGUAUAAUUAAACCGUGAACUCCCUUUCUCUGUCUCUACUGAAAAUUCAAGAUAAUGGAGCAGGAUGAUCAUCAUCAUCAUGAGUAUUAUGCUUGUUUACCACAGUGGUUAGAAUCACUACUUGAUGAGAAGUUUUUUGUUCCAUGUUACAUUCAUGAAGAUGCAAGGAAGAACGAAAAGAAUGUGUUCUGUUUAGAUUGUUGUACUAGUGUUUGUACUCAUUGUUGUCCUUCUAUUCAUGAUUCUCAUCGGCUUUUACAAGUUAGAAGAUAUAUUUACAAAGAUGUUCUCAGGCUUGAUGAUAUUCAGAAGCUCAUUGAUUGUUCUCAUGUUCAAAGUUAUACAAGUAAUGGUGCAAAGGUUAUAUUCAUAAAUCAAAGGCCACAGUCAAGACCAUUUAGAGUUUCAGGGAAUACGUGCAGCACCUGUUACAGAAGUCUGCAAGAGAGAUAUUUUUUCUGUUCUUUGUAUUGCAAGGUUCAACAUCUAGUAAAAUUAGAAGGUGGGGUUUCAAGAUAUCUCUAUGAAUGUGAUUUCCUGCCAUUAUCAGAAGAAGAAGAAGGUAAAGAAGAAGAUGAAAUUGAUUAUGAUAAUGGUAUGAUGACUCCUGAUUCUGUUCUUGAAUCACCUCUACUUUCUUCCCGUACCCAUUCUGGUUCAAGUACUGCUAGUGCUAGUGGUGGUAAUUUGGGAAUCGAUUGCAGAACCCUUUUAAGUACUGCAACAACUGAUUUUGUGAGAAAGAAGAGGAGUAGCAAAACCGGUAAUUCAAGCUCAAACAACCAAUAUCACUGUUCAUCACCUGAAAUUGCUGCUAUGAAUCGUCGGAAGGGUAUUCCACAAAGGUCUCCUCUCUAUGGAUAAUUAUGUUUGGUUGGUAUUAUUACUCUGUUUCUUUUGUCAAUUAAUGGUUUCUUUUUGGAUGGGGGGGAAGCAAUAGAGAGAUUCAAGUAUAUUACUGCCUCCAUUCCAAUUUUGUAGAGAAGAAGAAACUUUUUUUUUUGUUUUGAGGUCCCUGUUUGAUUCAUAUUUUGCCAUUACAAUCUUUUUUCUCUCUUUCAAUUCUGUGGAUAUAGUUUGCAGAGAACAGUAAAUUCA
Molecule: messenger RNA, 1312 nt
Organism: Papaver somniferum (opium poppy)
Lineage: Eukaryota; Viridiplantae; Streptophyta; Magnoliopsida; Ranunculales; Papaveraceae
Exons: 2
Coding region: 269-1078 (269 amino acids)
Source: RefSeq, a predicted model, not a curated record